AUGGCAUCGUCAACGAAUCAGUACAUCCGCCAAAUCCUGCACCAUAGCGAGGCACCGCCUCCAGUGAACGCCCGCUUUUUCUACACCUCUCCACUCGCCAUAGACGAUCCGCUGUCCCCUCUACCGCCUUCAGCUCAGACUGCUCAAACGACGUACGCGAAACUACCACCACGACCCUUUUCCGAGUUCGAUAACGCCGCUCUCGACAAAGCAUGGCAUGACCUCUGGCAUAAGCUCCUCCGAUACAACGAGGUGCGAGGUGAGAAGCAGAAGGACCUUCAGCCAAGCGAUAGACAAGAGAAGGGAAAGAAGACGGAACCGGGUGUACUGAGCACUUCUCCUUCUGCCCGCCGGCCAGCAUCAACCAGUGAUGCAUCGACAAGAGGGAGCAGACUUGCCGACAUAUACGAGGCACCUGCCAUCCCACCAGAGGCAGAGGCCCACGAUACGACGGGUACUCCAUUUAUUCGUGCUCCUUCAGCACGGAAGCUCGAUCGAAUUCCACCCCGACCUCAACCCCAGACACUGGACAGCUAUCAGUGGGGCGACCCUUCAGAAGCAUCCAAACAGCCUGUCAAGCCGCGUGCCGAUCCGGAAGCACCUUCUGCAAGGAUCGCCGUCGGCGUAUCGCGACUGCACCAUGUAGCGAUGCCAGAUCUCAAUCUAGAGCCCAUCUAUUGGCGUCCAGUUAACGAUGUUUCCCCGGUCGUACGAGCCACUUGGUUUUACAAAGACAGCAUGCUUCCUGUCGAGCCUCCUGUUGCCAACAUGCUUGAGGCAGGUUACACCGAGCUGCAACCUUGGACCGAAACUUGGAACGAUGAGCUUAACAGCGCUAUUGAAGUUGGUGCUGCAGGAGAAGCGAAAAUACUGCACAAGCUCUGGCCCGAUCUGUUCAAGAGGCUAGAGAGUAGGCCGAACCCUGCCAGGACUGAGAUGGGUAGUAUGACUUCUGUCAAUUUUGACGAUGAGCCAUUCUCGGCCGAUAAGGAACGUGAGCAUGUCGUCGAAGUUGCUUGCGACAUCAUCGACAUUGCUGCAGGUGUUGAUGGACCUGACAACAAAGCUUCCGGUACAUCAGCAUACUCUUCUGGCGGCGGUCUACCUCGAUGGUAUCCCACCGCUGGUGUCAUCUAUGCGAACGCGACCGAUGCUCAUAUCCUGAAACCCAAUCUGCAGCCCUCAGCGUAUCACGGCCGCCGUCCACUUGCAAACUAUAUCCGCAAAGGUCGCAAGCUAGGUAUCCCUGUUGUUCGUGGCUUCGACCAGGCAGCCUAUGAUCGACUGUAUCCUACGAAAAAGACUUCUGCUGCAGUAAAAGCUGAGGAGGGUGUGUCAACCUCACAGUCGGGCGCACCUCCGAACCGCCGACAGAAGUCUGAUCCCGCUCUUGCUCAUGCUGAGCGACCCAAGGUCACUGAGCUGAUCCUUGUCAUUCACGGUAUUGGCCAAAAGCUCUCGGAACGCAUGGAGAGCUUCCAUUUCACGCAUGCCAUCAACGCAUUCCGCCGAGAGGUCAGUGUCGAGUUGGGCACGGACAGCGUAAAAGCUCGCCUAAGAAAGAACAUGGGUGGUAUUAUGGUUCUGCCGGUGAACUGGCGUCAGAGCCUCUCUUUUGAGGAUGGUCAAAGAGAAGUCCCCGAUGACCCAGCGCUAAAUGACUUUGGGCUCAAGGACAUCACACCCGAGACCCUGCCAUCCGUGCGCAACAUCGUUUCUGAUGUUAUGCUUGACGUUCCUUACUAUCUAUCAGAUCACCAGCCCAAGAUGAUUGCUGCUGUGAUUGCUGAGGCUAACCGCAUCUACAAGCUUUGGUGCACCAACAACCCAGGGUUCGCUCAGUACGGACGAGUACACAUUAUCGCACACUCCUUGGGCAGCGUCAUGGCGGUUGACAUCUUGUCCAAACAGCCGACGUCGAUUCCUCCUGAGUUGGCCGAUCCAACCACUGUUGAUCUGAACACUUCGCCGGUCUUGGAGCAUUUCCUUUUCAACACUUCUGGUCUGUUCCUGUGUGGCUCUCCAGCCGGCUUCUUUCUACUCCUCAAACGCGCCUCUCUCAUUCCACGUCUGGGCAAGCAAAAGCCCGGAGCAAACUUGUCGUCAAUCAGAAAACCGAUCUGUGGAAGUCGUGGAACGUACGGCUGUCUGCCCAUAGACAAUAUCUACAACGUCGUCAACCCCUAUGAUCCAGUCUCGUACCGUCUCAACGCCACGGUCGAUGCUUCGUAUGCAUCAUCGCUCAAAGCGGCAUGGGUACCCACAGCCAGCUCAGGCUGGUUCUCCUCAUCAGGAUCAUGGUUCUACUCGUCGCCCGAGGGAGCAUCGAGUACCCGACCAGAUCAGUUGCCUAGACUGCCUUCGAACGUUGAACUAGAGACUCACAACUUCUCCCGCGAGGAGAUUGCUGAGCAGCGCAUGCUUCUGUUGAACGACAAUGGUCAGAUUGACUAUUUCCUCAAGUACGGAGGUGGACCGCUCGAGAUUCAAUACUUGACGAUGCUCGGUGCACACAGUAGCUACUGGCUUCUCCAAGACUUUGUUCGCAUGAUUGUUUUGGAAUGUGGUAGGGGGCUUGGCAGGGAUGGAACAAUAUUGGGCAUGCGAGCUACUAAGAAGAAGACGCAGUUGACUACAUGA
Molecule: messenger RNA, 2640 nt
Organism: Aureobasidium vineae
Lineage: Eukaryota; Fungi; Ascomycota; Dothideomycetes; Dothideales; Saccotheciaceae
Source: the annotation of a GenBank genome assembly